This is a messenger RNA of Sciurus carolinensis (gray squirrel), 6161 nucleotides long. RefSeq names its product zinc finger protein 789 (gene Znf789). The coding region runs from base 1567 to 3459 and encodes 630 amino acids. The record is from RefSeq and is a predicted model, not a curated record. Gene Ontology annotation, cellular component: chromosome. Lineage: Eukaryota; Metazoa; Chordata; Mammalia; Rodentia; Sciuridae. Gene Ontology annotation, molecular function: RNA polymerase II cis-regulatory region sequence-specific DNA binding; DNA-binding transcription repressor activity, RNA polymerase II-specific; chromatin insulator sequence binding. The transcript has 6 exons. Gene Ontology annotation, biological process: negative regulation of transcription by RNA polymerase II.
UUGAGGAAUCAGCAUCCAGAACGGUGAUAGAUCUUCAGGGCACUAUCAAAGGUAACAAGGCGUUCUAUCAGGCGGGGCCUUAUCUCGGCUCCGAGGCCCAGAGGCCGCACUCCUCUAUCCGCUCACUCUGCUGGCAACCCCCGAGGACCGGCGCCGGUGUCCCCGAGCCCUCUGGGAAGUGGAGUCCUUCCGCCCGGACCCCCGACCCGGCGCUGUCGCCUCCAAGUGCGCAGAUGCGACUCCAGAAGGAGCGGCGUCGAGCUCGAGCCUUUUGUGUCCCCGCGCUACGUGGGUCUGGCAGGCGGCCCCGCCCGCUCCUCCCGCCGCCCGGCAGAGCGCAGCCCACUCGGACCCAGCCCUGUGGACAGAGCCCGGCCAGGAGCAGGUCCGGGGGUAAGUGAACGCGGGGGCACCGCCCGUCCGUGCGCGUGGCUCGAACGCUCCCGGCGUUGCCCCAGAGGCCUUUCAGGUUCCGGCCGCGGGGGAAAAAGCGGGGCUGCCCCAGUUUCCCGCCCGACCGCGGGCGCCGGGCGCGCUCCUGAGGGGUCUCCAGUCCGGGCGCGCGCGACUAUCCGGGCUCCGCUCUGAGCUCGGGGUCCGCGGGGGCGGGGCCGCCGCUAAGGCCUCUGGGAAGUGGAGUCCGCUCGCGGAGGAUUCUGGGAGCCGGCGUGUGGCGGGCGGAGGACUCGGGCUAGCCACACGGGGGAGCGCGAGCGCCUGACGCUGCGCUGGGCGGUCAGCCUUUUCCCUCCGCCAGAGUGGAGGCGUUCUGAACCUGUGCGGCCUGUGUCUUGCUCAUCGGAGUUUUGGGGUCUGCCUGUACUGGGGGGCCAUUGUCAGCAGCAGUUUGCCUCAGAAUGUGCAAGGAGCCCACGGCUUGUACUUUUCAGGGUCUUAAAAAGCGAAUGAGGAAUCUGAACCAUAAGGCUCCCAUUUACAGCUUUGUGUUUAUGAAUAUGAAGGAGGAACCAACUGUGAUGCCUGCUUAAAGUUAUUGCUACCAUAAUGACAGGCCACCUUCUUGCUACUUUUGUGCUUUAGAGUUAUGUGGGAGGUAUUUCUGUGCUUCCCCUGCCCCCUUCUUGUUUUUGCGAUGCUGGGAAUAAUCGAACCCAGGGCCUUAAGCUUGCUAGGCAGGUGCUCCACCAUUGAGCUGCACCCUUAGCUCUCAGGCAUUUCUGAAAGUAGGUGUGUGACUCAGGCCCAGAGCUUACUGCCCUGAUUCCCUCCUAGUGUUUUCUUGAUACUCCAGAGGAUGGUUUUUCAGUCGUGGAGAUUAAUUUACUCCAAUAAUAAAGAUUCCAAGCCAAGUUGAAUUAUAUAUGAGCAUUAGACUUAAAUGCAUAGGAAUGAAUUUAUUGGGACUGGAGAUAGAGGGAGAUGCUACAGGGAGCAGGAAUCAGUUCUAGAGGAAGCCACACCUGACUUCAAAAUCUCUCUCGAGUUUCACAGCAGAGUUGGGUGAUUUACACAAAGAAGCAGGUUAUAUAUUGCUGAAAAGUCCAUUUUCAUCUCAUCGGAAACAGUACAUACUGAGAAAGAAAUAGCAGGACAAGUAAGAAAAACAUGGAUUAUCUGACCAUUGAAGUUGAGCCAGCAGCCAUGACUACUGAUGUUUCUCUACCCCAAAAACAGAGCACAGAAGAAACGGAACCUACUGUUGAACUUCUUCCUGUUGAGUUUCAGGAAUUGAUGACAGUCAAAGAUGAGGAAAUGGACUUCACACAUGAAGAGCUGGAACAGCUGAAUUCUGCCCAUAGGUACAUGGGCCUGGAUAUGAAGGUGGAGAAUUAUGGGAACCUGGUAUUUUGGGAUUCUGAAUCUCUGCCUGAAACUAAAGAGCUUCUUUCAAAGCAGGAAGUUUAUGAAGAAGAGUCACCUGAGAGGAAACUGGUAAUAGAAAGACUGAAAAAGGAUGACGCCUGGGGCUCCACGUUGUUGGAAGCCUGGGAACGCGAGCACACGUUAGAAAGGCACCCCGGAAAUCAGGAGAAACCUUUACGGCCGGUCAUAAUCAAACGCAGGGGAAAGCUUGCCGAGCAUUAUCGUGAGAUGGGGGAAAGUUCCAACCCAGUUAAACAGCGGAAAGUUUACCGGGUGAAAAGGCCAUGGGUGUGCGAUGCAUGUGGGAAGUCCUUCAGCUACUGCUCAGCCUUUAUCUUACAUCGGAGGAUCCACACUGGAGAGAAGCCCUACACGUGCAGUGAGUGUGGAAAGGCCUUUAGCCGGAGCUCGUCACUCAUCCAGCACCAGAGGAUUCACACUGGAGAGAAGCCCUACGAGUGCAGCGACUGUGGGAAAGCCUUCAGCCACCGCUCGGCCCUCAUUCAGCAUCACAUCAUUCACACCGGAGAAAAGCCCUACGAGUGCAACGAGUGUGGGAAGGCCUUCAACCAAAGCACGUACCUCAUUCAGCACCACAGAAUACACACUGGAGAGAAGCCCUAUAAAUGUAAGGAAUGUGGAAAAGCUUUCAACGACACCUCUUCCCUCAUUAAGCACCAGAGGGUUCAUACUGGAGAGAAACCCUACGGCUGUAAAGAGUGUGGGAAAGCCUUCAGUGACCGGUCAGGCCUCAUUCAACAUCAGAGAACUCAUACAGGGGAAAAACCAUAUGAAUGUAGUGAAUGUGGGAAAGCCUUUAGUUACUGCUCAGCUCUCAUCCAGCACCAAGGAACCCACACGGGGGAAAAACCUUACAAAUGUACUGAGUGUGGGAAAGCUUUUAGUGACCGGUCGGCUCUUGUGAGGCAUCAGAGAAUUCACACUGGAGAGAGACCUUACAAAUGUCAAGAAUGUGAGAAAGCCUUCAGCCAGAGCUCAUCCCUUACAAAGCACCUGAGAACUCACACUGGAGAGAAACCAUAUAAAUGCAACACUUGUGAGAAAGCUUUCAGCCAGAGCUCAUCUCUUAUUCAACACCAGAAAAUUCACACAGGAGAAAAGCCCUACAAAUGUAAUGACUGUGGAAAGUGUUUCCGUCAACUUGCCUAUCUUGUUGAACAUAAGAGGAUUCAUACCAAAGAAAAACCCUAUAAAUGUGGAGAAUGUGAAAAAACUUUUAGUCAGAAUUCAACCCUUAUUCGACAUCAGUUAAUCCAUAGUGGAGAAAAACCACAUAAGUGCCUUGAAUGUGGAAAAGCCUUUGGUCGGUUUUCCACCCUUAGGAGCCAUCAGCAGAUUCACAGUAAACGGAACUCUCAUAAGUGCAGUGAAUGUGGACAGUGCUUUGGUCGGAAUAUGGAUCUCACUCAGCACCAGAGAAUCCAUUCCAAGGAGGCAUUCUUUGAAUGUACAGAAUGUGGAAAAACUUUUAGUUUCAAGACAAAUCUUAAUCGACAUGAGAUCAUUCACACUGGAAAGAGACCUUACAGAUGUGACAUGUGUGGUAAAUCUUUCAUUUGGCGAACAAGCUUUAUUAAGCAUCAGGGUACUCACAAAGAACGGGUAUCUACAUGAUAGUAUUGGAAGAACUGUCAUUUAAAGAUCAGAACUUACCAUCUAGUCCAAGUAUAUAUAACAAGUUUCAUGAAAUGUAAUAAACAGAACUGAAGUGGUUUUCCUAUGCGUGCUUUAUUUUCCUGCUGUAGCCAAGAAUUACAGCCAGGCACGGUGGGGCAUGCCUGUAAUCCUAGUAGCUUGGGACGCACCAGCAGGAGAAUCACAAGUUCAGAGCUAGCCUUGGCAACAUAGUGAGGCCAUUAGCAACAAGUGACACCCUGACUCAAAAUUAAAAAAUAAUAACUGGAGAUGUGGCUCAUGGUUAGAUGCCCCUAGAUUCAGUCCCUGGUACCAAAAAGAAAAAAAGAAGAAAUAGCAGAGUUGGUACGUAGCUCAGGAGUUGUGUGUACUUAGCAUGUAUGAAGCUAUAGGUUUAAUCCCCAGCACCACACAAAAAAGACAAGAGAGGUAUUAAAAAUUGUUAAAGUUUUUGGAUAUGAGGAUUCCUCAAAAAAAAAAGCUAAAACUUAUAAUCUAUAAACUAAAAUUAGAAUGUUUCUAGACUCUACUGAGUUGUUGGUUUUUGUUUGUUUGGUUUUUUGUACUGGGGAUUGAACUCAGGGACGCUUAACCACUGAGCCACAUCCCCAUCCCUUUUUAUAUUGUAUUUAGAGACAGGGUCUCACUGAGUUGCUUAAGGUCUUGCUAAGUUGCUGAGGCUGGCUUUUAACUUGUGAUCUUCUUGCCUCAGCCUCCUGAGCCACUGGGAUUAUAGGUAUGUGCUACUCACCAGGCUGUCUACUAAGUUCUAAGUUGGUGUUUGUAGCAGAUGCUUUUGGUGCCCUGUCCCUGUCCUUGUGACCUCACCCCUUCUUGUGCUUCAUAUAACUUGCAGUGUCAUCUUUUUGCCUGGAGGGUAUAAUGCAUCCUGCAUGCAACCCUCAACCAGUCAUUGACAGAAAUGUAGUACAUAUCAGAUUCCCCCUCUUCCCCUGGGUGGAAUAUCGCUGGAGCUGGAGCGUUUGUUUUGUUUCAGGUUUCCCCAUGGAAUUAGAACUACUCCUGUUAUUAUUAGCUAGCUGUCUUCCCCUCAGUCUUCCACCAGUUUUAACAUCUCCCCACAAAUAACUUGCUACACUCACAAAGUAUCCAGAGCCUUGAGGAGCCACAUUUGUGUUUCCAGUUGCUCCCAGGGACAAGUUAAAUAGAUUGAGCUGACUGUAGUAGUCUCCCUAGAGCUCAUCAAUAAAAGAAUCCAUUUGAAAUUAUUUUGAUAUCUUAAACACAGACCUAGGCCUAUGUUAAAAAUUGUGGCUGUUUAUGCCCUCUUAGUCCUCAAAUCCCUGCUUCAUUUUGUUUUCUUGCCUCUGCCAAUUCCAUGGCUUCAUAUCUAGCAUAUAAAAUAAAAAUCUUAAAAAGUUCUAGUGAGAAUGAGAUACCACUUUGGAACAUUUAACUAUUUAAGUGAAAGAUCACUGAACUUUGUGCUAUUUUUUAAAGAGUUGACAUUCCUAUAUGGAAUAUAUCUCUCCUGUACAUCUUGUCAUUAAGGAUGGAAAGUCAAAACUGAGAAUUCUGCACAGCUCUUGCUAAAAUAACUGUCUUUAAGCACUCCCCCAUAUUUUAUUUGCUUCUUGACAGACACUAAUCUGUCCAAUUCAGUAUGAAGGUAAUUAACUUAUUGCUUCUUUGGGUCAUUUUCUUAUGAAAAUUCUUGAAGUAUGUAAAAUUUGUAUUAAAUGAAUUUAUAUCCUGUUAAUCUGUCACUAAUUCUUGGGCUCAUUUGGGAUCCUAAGAGGAUGCAGGUGGAAUUUUGCUGUGCCCGCAAAAGUAAGUGGCACCCCAUAAUCUUGGGAACUCAUCCCUUUGUGGGAGGAAAAGUUUGAUUGUAUAUUGGGCUCAAAAAUACCUAAUCAGUAUUUUUAUACUGGCCAACAUGAACUGGAAGAGAAAAAGUUUGCCAAAGUGCAUAUUCCUAAGCAAAAUAAAGUUGAGACUUCAGACUGAGUAAGAAAUAAGCCAAUGAAUAAGUUCCCUUUACCACCACCCUGGGAGAUGGGGGCCUAAUAAUAGCAUUUCCAAGCCUGAGCGCACAACAGACUGGUCCAAGUUGCUAAGUCCAUUCUGUUCAGGUACACAAACCAACAGCUUUAAGCAGAGGCAUAAAACAGGACCCAGGAAUAACAUAAGAUAGGCUUAGUGCCAGCUCUGUCACAAGGAGGCUAUGCAGACUGCACUCUUCAAUAUGGUAGCCAUUGGUCAUGUGAGGAUGUUUACUCAUUAAAGUUAAAACUAAAACCUAAGCUCCUCAAUAGCCACAUUUUAAGGUCAGCACAGAUACAGAAUAUUCAUGCUGCAGCAAGGUAUACUUGAUAGCAGUAGCAGGGAGGACCCAAGGAUUUCUUGUGGAGAAAUGGGUAUGAAAACAGGAGCUUUUUAAUGUUGCUUCUGUUUACAAUUAAGUUACAUGACCCUUUGAAAAGGCCUCUAUAAAAUGAGAACAUUUCAGUAGAAUUCCUGGACACAGGAGGGAGAGGUAAAAAUGGUGUAGGAGCCUUCCUGAACUAACUUACUUGGAGAAAGGAAUCCCAUCUCAAGAGGACUCAGAGUGUGAGGUUAGCUUUACCACCUUUCCUAAGAAGCUAGACAGAUGCCAACCUGAGAGUUCAGGUUGGCAGCUGGAUGUGGCAACAACUGUAACUGCAGCAACUUAGGAGGAU